Messenger RNA from Psammomys obesus (fat sand rat), 264 nucleotides. Its product is annotated as keratin-associated protein 7-1. The transcript has a single exon. The coding region runs from base 1 to 264 and encodes 87 amino acids. The record is from RefSeq and is a predicted model, not a curated record. NCBI's taxonomy places the organism in Eukaryota, Metazoa, Chordata, Mammalia, Rodentia, Muridae.
AUGACUCGCUUUUUCUGCUGUGGAAACUACUUCCCAGGGUAUCCUUGCUAUGGAACCAACUUCCAUGGGACCUACAGAGCUACCCCCCUGAACUGUGUUGUGCCUCUGGGUUCUCCCCUGAACCACGGCUGUGGAACCAUCUACAGCUCCCGCAACUUCUGUUAUGGAGGUGUUAGUAACUUCAACAAUCCAGGCUGUUGCUAUGGCAGCAGCUUUUACAGGCCAUGGGGCUCUGGCUCUGGCUUUGGCUACAGCACCUACUGA